AAGUCUAAAAAAUUGGGGAAUGUAUUGAAGAAGAAGUGCCUAAUUCACUCAAUCAAUUCAUUCUACUGAUUUGCCUUUCUUCAUCGGUUUCUUUUCUUCACGAUUAAGUAUUAUCUCUCUGUUUUCUGUUCUAAUAUGGCCACCAGUGAUAAUGAUGGUCGGCCUUUCCCUGAAGAUGUAGCAAUGGAGAUUCUAACCAGGUUGCCGGUCAAAUCCUUGUUGCGAUUCAAAUGCGUCGGCAAAUCCUGGUACGAAACAAUUACAAGCCCUAUCUUCGUCAAAGAACACAUGAAUCGGAAAUCCCCUCAAAUCUUGAUUUAUAAUCAUAGUGCCCCAGAUUACGCCCCUCCAAUCUAUUUUAUUUCGGUUUCAGAUGCUGGUGCAAUUAAAUAUCCCCUCGAUUAUCUCCGGGGCUUUAGAGGUAUGACGUACCUUUUAGGUUCCGUGGAUGGCUUAUUUUUGUUGGAGCGAGAAAUUGAUGACAGCAUAUACGACAUCUCCUUGUCAUUGUGGAAUCCUGCCACCAGGGAAGUGAGGCCCCUUCCUGCAGCCAACUUCGAGCUUAAACCAUCUUUCACACAAAUGGACCGUCAGUUUGGGUUCGGAUUAGACCCCAUAACUAAUGACUACAAGGUUGUUUGAUUUCGGUCCUUCUGGGAUGAUGACAGAAAUCAAAAUACUUCACAAUAUGCAGCAAUCUAUUCUUGUUCAAGGGAUUCGUGGAGAGUCCUUGAACCUGCAAAUCUCGUACAUGAAUUCUGCGCAGAAGCCGUUGGUACUGCUUAUUUAAAUGGAACUUAUUAUUGGCUGCUAUGUGGUGGGUUUUAUAAUUUUGAUGAUUGUAGCAUUCUUUCAUUUGACUUUAGCAAUGAGGUGUUUGCAGAGAUCGGAGGUCCAGAUGUUGGGCGCGCUUUCAAUCACUUCAAUGUGAGACUGGUAUUGCUUGAUGA
Nicotiana attenuata is the source of this 950-nucleotide messenger RNA. RefSeq names its product putative F-box/kelch-repeat protein At1g12870. Lineage: Eukaryota; Viridiplantae; Streptophyta; Magnoliopsida; Solanales; Solanaceae. The record is from RefSeq and is a predicted model, not a curated record. Bases 136 to 642 code for a protein of 168 amino acids. Gene Ontology annotation, molecular function: protein binding. The transcript has a single exon.